Molecule: messenger RNA, 605 nt
Organism: Theobroma umbraticum
Lineage: Eukaryota; Viridiplantae; Streptophyta; Magnoliopsida; Malvales; Malvaceae
Source: RefSeq, a predicted model, not a curated record
UUUGUCCUAAUAGUGUAUCAGAGAUAUUUAAGAAUUUUGUUACCUCUCUCGGGUUCGUGUUAGCAGUGUGAGAAUUUUAGAAGAAGCAAUGGCGUCGACUUCGAAGAAGAUAACGUUGAGGAGCUCCGACGGAGAGACGUUCGAGGUGGAGGAAGCGGUGGCGGUUGAGUUGCAGACGAUCAAGCACAUGAUCGAAGACGAUUGCGCGGACAACGAGAUCCCUGUCCCCAACGUCACCAGCGAGAUCUUGACCAUGGUCCUCGAGUACUGCAAGAAGCACGUGGACAAGGGAAAGAUGGGCGAGGAUGAACUAAAGGCGUGGGAUGCUGAUUUUGUCAAGGUUGACCAAAAUAUCCUCUAUCACCUCAUCUUGGCUGCCAACUAUUUGAACAUCGAGAGCUUGUUGGACUUGAUUUGCCAAACCGUUGCUGACAUGAUAAAGGGAAAGACGCCUGAGGAGAUUCGCAAGACCUUCAACAUUGAGAAUGAUUUCACCCCUGAGGAAGAAGAGGAGAUUAGGAGGGAGAACCAGUGGGCAUUCGAGUGAUUGGGUUUGUGUUAUGAUAAACAUUGGCUUCUGCUUGUCCAGAUGGGAAAAGUUAAAA